This is a messenger RNA of Geodia barretti, 792 nucleotides long. The record is from the annotation of a GenBank genome assembly. Lineage: Eukaryota; Metazoa; Porifera; Demospongiae; Tetractinellida; Geodiidae.
UUGGGCGCGGUUACAUACGACUGCCUCAACUCCCAUAACUUCGCAAUAAACAACGAGCGCGCCCCCUUCAGUGAUCCAAGAGUGCGGCGUGCGAUACACCUCGCAGUGAGUCGUCAGACGCAGAUAGAUGGGUACACUCCGGUUUGGGAGCCCACAUUCGUUACUCGCUGGAUUCCGAAGCCCAGCCCAUUCGCCACCGACCCCAACGCAAUCCUUCAGAUGCCCGGCUUUAGGGCGGACAAGGAGGCAGACAUUGCUGAGGCGAAGCGCCUUCUGGCGGAAGCUGGCUACCCGGAUGGUUUCGAGACGACUAUCACGACGUGGAACCUGCCUACCACCGCAGAGGUAGCCGUUCCCUUGUUUGUGGACGAGUUGAGAAAGACGCUGAACAUUCGCGCGGAUAUCAAGCUGGUCGAGCGCGCGCUCCAAAGUGAGAUACUAUCCAAGGGCGACUAUGACAUGUUCAGAAACGGCGACUAUUCCGGUCAGAUACUCGAUCCAUUCCCCAUGUGGAACAUCUAUCUGAGGACUGGUGGAUCACAGAACUGGUCGCGCUACGCCAACCCGGAAUUUGACGCAGUGCUGGAUAAACUCGCGCUUGAACUCGACCCCUUCGGGCGCGCCGAGCUAUUCAACCAGGGUAUGGACAUUCUUGACGCGAAUCCGCCCUUCUACCACAUAGGUUUCUGCGGCCACUCUCCCGCUUGGAGCAAGGAUGUCAAGGGCAUGUCGAUGGAUACCCGCCUGCACGUGCUCUGGGAGCGCCUCGACACCGCUUGGCUGGACAGGUAG